Molecule: messenger RNA, 297 nt
Organism: Naegleria lovaniensis
Lineage: Eukaryota; Heterolobosea; Eutetramitea; Acrasida; Naegleriidae
Exons: 1
Coding region: 1-297 (98 amino acids)
Source: RefSeq, a predicted model, not a curated record
AUGAACCCAUCAUCAUCACUGUCCCCUUCCGACUCGAGCAUUUCCUCAUCAAAUUCUUCUUCCUCUUCCUCUUCUUCAUCUUCUUUCAUUCAUAAACAACUCGAAAAUUAUAAAUACAUGUGGUGUCAUACAGCAGAACAAGAUCCUCUUCCGGUUCAUCAUUUAUCAGAAGAAGAACAAUUACGAGAAUAUAUGCGAGCGUAUGAACAGUUUUGUACAAAUUAUGUGUACGCUGAUUUGAUUGAAUUGUAUAAAGAAAUGGGAUUUUCAGAAUUUUCAGAGAAUCUCUCUCAAUAA